GGGGCUGUUUGCGACCAUGGUGCGCGUCAAUGUUUUGGCUGAUGCGUUGAAAUCGAUCAAUAACGCUGAAAGGCGAAAGAAGAGGCAGGUCAUGAUACGCCCUUGCUCGAAGGUCAUUGUUCGAUUCCUGAAAGUUAUGCAACGCAAGGGAUACAUAGGUGAAUUCGAGAUUGUUGAUGAUCAUCGUUCUGGGAAGAUCAUCGUGCAGCUGAAUGGACGGCUUAAUAAGUGCGGAGUUAUUAGUCCAAGAUUUAAGAUGGGAGUGAAAGACACUGAACACUGGACUCGCAACCUCCUUCCAUCUCGUCAGUUUGGUUACAUCGUCCUUACGACAAGUGGUGGUAUGAUGGACCACGAAGAGGCAAGGAAGAAGCACUUAGGCGGUGUCAUCCUGGGGUACUUCUUCUGAGUAUUGGUAGGGUUUUGUAAAAAAUAAAUUUUGCUUGGAAAUCC
Hydatigera taeniaeformis is the source of this 453-nucleotide messenger RNA. The record is from the annotation of a GenBank genome assembly. NCBI's taxonomy places the organism in Eukaryota, Metazoa, Platyhelminthes, Cestoda, Cyclophyllidea, Taeniidae.